AUGGCAGCUAACCGUACUGUGAAAAUCGAUGUCACUACGUGGGUUUCGAAUCUAGCAAUAAAUAAAGAGUCUAAGAACAUAGUCAAAAUCUAUCAAGGCGUAAAGACCGAAGAAGAUAUAGGUAAAAAAAUCGCUCUUCAAGUCAAACAUUCGUUUGCUAAUGAUGUUUCUCUUCGAGAACCUGUUUUCGUUACCGUCAAUGUGAAAUACAUCUACGAGAGGCGUAUGAUUUUGCCGCCAGCUGUUUCUGUUCCGAGAGGUGCUCCAGCUGACGUAUUACAGAGGUUGGUUGAAGAACAGAUAGUAGAAUCAACGUGUUCGAUUUGUAUUGAGAAUUUAUCGGGAAACAUCAUCCGGAUGCCUCGAUGUCUGCAUAUGUUUCAUCAAGAUUGUCUUUUCGAGUGGCUUGGUCAUCAAAACUCGUGUCCCUUGUGUCGCAUAGUUCCGUACAAGGCGGAGACUCAAACUUCGGCUUAG
Messenger RNA from Camelina sativa (false flax), 477 nucleotides. RefSeq lists its product as uncharacterized. Gene Ontology annotation, biological process: ubiquitin-dependent protein catabolic process. Gene Ontology annotation, molecular function: ubiquitin protein ligase activity. Lineage: Eukaryota; Viridiplantae; Streptophyta; Magnoliopsida; Brassicales; Brassicaceae. The record is from RefSeq and is a predicted model, not a curated record. Gene Ontology annotation, cellular component: nucleus.